AGGAACGCAUCUGGAGAAGCUGGGACAGGGUCCGGAAAGAGAUAUUACACAUCCGGAAAAGAGUUAGCAUUACUGGUUACACAUUGUGGCUAUACGUGUAGCGAUGGAUCCACAGCCUCCACAGAAGCCAUGGGAAAGGCUCAUUCCAGGGGCAAUGAGUGCGCCUAUAAAUUACAGAUCUGCAAACUUUGGACCAGCUGUGGGCCCUUCCUACUCUGCAGGCCCUCCGGUCAUGACCCGGAUGGUGCCCCAGGUUCCCCCCCGUCCCGUCCAGCAGGCUUACCGGCCGUCUUACAGCUCUUUGACCCCCUCCUACAGCCCAUAUGGGAGCUCCAUGUAUGGGGGCUACAGCCCCUACGGCGGCGGAGGCUAUGGCCACGGCCUUGGAGGGUACGGCCGCAUCUCCCACACGGAAGACGUUGCCCCCAGCCGCUUCGUGCAGCAGGCGGAGGAGAGCAGUCGCGGCGCCUUCCAGUCCAUCGAGAGCAUCGUCCAGGCCUUUGCCUCAGUCAGCAUGAUGCUGGACGCCACCUUCUCAGCGGUGUAUAACAGUUUCCGCGCUGUGCUAGACGUGGCCAACCACCUAACACGGCUGCGUUCACACCUCACCAGGGUUUUGUCGGCAUUUGCUCUGGUACGCACCUUGCGCUACUUCUACCGAAGGUUACAGAGGCUGCUGGGACGAAGGUCGGACGCCGAGGUCGACGAUUUGUGGUCCGACAGUGCCAGUGAUGCCCUGGCGACAAGCGUGUCCGGCAGGGAUGGGGCAGGGAUGGAGGGUCAGCCCGUGAAGUCCUGGCCAAUCUUUCUGUUUUUUGCCGUAGUCUUGGGGGGACCCUACCUCAUCUGGAAACUGCUGAGCUCAGGCCCUGGCUCAGAAGAGAACGCCACUAACUGGGCCACCGGGGAGGAUGACCACGUGGUGGCCCGAGCCGAGUAUGACUUUUUAGCCGCGUCCAAGGAGGAGAUCUCUGUGCGGGCUGGAGACAUGCUCAACCUCGCACCCAGAGAGCACCAGCCCAAGGUGCGCGGCUGGCUGCUGGCCAGCGUGGACGGCCAGGCUGCGGGACUCGUCCCUGCCAACUACGUCAAGGUCCUGGGGAAGAGGAGGGGCCUAAAGCACGUGGAGAUAGAGAGGCAAGGGAACACUGCAGCACACCCACAGUCCAACCCCGCCCAAGGCUUCACCCCGGGCCUCGGUCCAGCCUCCGCCUCGGUCUCCACGGAGGUGCUGCUGGAGGCGGCGUACAGAGAAACGCCAGCCCCCUUCAGUCCGGGAACACCCGGCUCCAGCGUGCCCUCCAGCACAGUGCUGAUCAUCCCAGAGAAGACUGACCUGUGAUGUUUGCACGCGCGUGCCUUUCUCUGUAUGCAAGUAAUGUGCGUGUUUACAACGUUGGUUGGCUCAGUCCGUAUUCGUUUGCAGCGUUUAAGUCCGAAGAUUUACUCAUUAUUAGCUGACCGUGGAUAUUCAGGAAAACACCAUAGACCUCCAUUGAGAAUUUCUCAAAGUAGUUCCUUGGCUUAUUAUUCAAAUCAUCGAACACCACCUGGACCUUGUGAUAAGAUUAAAGGUCAAAAGGGUUUUCCAUACACAGUUUCCCUGUUUUGCUCGUCUGUUUAGAACAAAUGUGUCUCAAAUUAGGAGGUUAUCCUUCCAUUUCUUGUACAAGAAAGAAAGUUUAGUGUGUUCUCUAAAUACGGCACACUGCCGUUCUUAACAUCAUGUCUGAUUUAAGAUGUAAUAUCUUGAUAUUGUUCAAUAACAAUAAUUAGCUCAAUGUUGAAGUUAAUGAGACGCACUGCUACAUCAUCUGUAUACGACAGUGUGAGGACAACGUUUCAUGAUGUUAAUUAUGUCUUUUGCCCUCACUUGGUCCUCUGCGUUGUCUUCUUUGUGUGGCAAAUGGGAUUGGAUUCUCAAUUGCUCACUUUGCACAAGUUCAGUUGUUUGUUAGUCACAGAUUGUAAUUUUGUAAAUAUUUAAUAUAAUUAUUUUGAAAAAUAAAUAUUUUAAAAAUCA
This is a messenger RNA of Cyclopterus lumpus (lumpfish), 2023 nucleotides long. It is a transcript of the gene pex13, whose product is annotated as peroxisomal biogenesis factor 13. NCBI's taxonomy places the organism in Eukaryota, Metazoa, Chordata, Actinopteri, Perciformes, Cyclopteridae. Gene Ontology annotation, cellular component: peroxisomal membrane; peroxisome; peroxisomal importomer complex. The transcript is spliced from 4 exons. The record is from RefSeq and is a predicted model, not a curated record. Gene Ontology annotation, molecular function: protein binding. Gene Ontology annotation, biological process: protein import into peroxisome matrix, docking. Bases 104 to 1342 code for a protein of 412 amino acids.